Molecule: messenger RNA, 2692 nt
Organism: Daktulosphaira vitifoliae (grape phylloxera)
Lineage: Eukaryota; Metazoa; Arthropoda; Insecta; Hemiptera; Phylloxeridae
Exons: 2
Coding region: 76-1533 (485 amino acids)
Source: RefSeq, a predicted model, not a curated record
UUAACACUAUUUCUUUUGAAUAAUUUUGUUUCUGUUGAAAGUUUUAGCACUAUAAAUUGUUUUUAUUCAAAAUAUAUGCUUUAUUACUUUUAUACUGUACACCCUCAUUUCAAUCAAAUUGUAUCACAUACACAAGUUGACAUUAAUAAAAUUAAGGAAUUUGAAGAAAAAAUCAAAUCUAUGGGAAGUAUUGUAUUAUCUAUGCUUGAAAACAUAUAUUAUGAUCAUUUAAAUAAUCUGAAAAAAACACAUUUAAAUAAAUCAAAAUCCAAUAUAAGUGGUCCUUAUUCAUAUGUAUAUGGUUUAGUUUUAGUGAAUUUGUAUUUAAAUAAUAUGUUCGACACUUUGAAAAUUAAAACGUUCAAUGAUAUUGAAAUUAAAAAUGAUGAUGAAGAAUUAAAUGAAUAUGAUAUCUUUAUAAAAGAAUUCAAAAAAAUAUACGAUGAUAUAAUUUUUGUACUAAAUCAUUCAGUAAAUGAAGAAUGCUUUAAAAAUAAUAAAUCAUUAGAGGUGCCGGAUAGUUUUUGCUACGAUGAAUGUGUUCCAAAUGAUUUGCCUGAAUAUGAAUAUUUAAAUGAAUUGUUGCCUGAAUUAGAUUUUUAUGAAAGGAAAAAAGCUAGAGCUAUGAAAUUAUUAGACAAAACUAGAGAAGAAUUAAAUAUUUAUUUAAGUGUUAAACCAGAACGAGAAUUGGAGGCAGUUAAAAAGGUGCAAAACAAUUUUCAUCCAUCUAAAAUUUUACUAUCUGGCUUGUUUAUAGAUAAAAGAAAUGAGAGUGAAAAAGAUUUAUUAACUGGCUCCGUGGAUCCUAUGUAUUUACUAUAUAAUGUUCAGGUCAACGAAAAACUAGUGAACGGUAAUUUCGCAAACAUAGCAGUACUGUAUAAAAUGAUUCAACGAUAUUAUGAUUUAUUUUGCGUGAUGGAAUUUCAAAAACAAAUUUUUGCUGCGACAAUACACCCUUUAUACUUAUGGGUUGGAUCAUAUGCACAAAUAGUCAAACAUAUACUUUUUAACAAGGUCAAAUAUCCAAACGAAAAUACAAAAAGAGCUGAAACUCAUGCAACUCAAUUGAUUGAGAUAAGUAGAUCAGUUCAAACAUUAAUUAAAAAUCUUAUGGAUCUAAAAAUACUUCCAGAUUCGUGUGACACUCAUUUACAAGAGACUUUAUCUCAAGUGGCAAAAUUUUCAUCAAUUGACUACAUUUUUGAAUUAAAACUAGAAGACGUCGAUGAACUCUAUACAAGGUGCGCUAAAGCGAUGGAAAUAAACCGUUUGAAAUUUAACAGUGAAAUCAAUUCUUUAGAAACAUAUAACAAUGAAAAUUGCGAUAACAUUUUAGAACGGUUGAAGAGUAAAUACGUUGAACUUAACAUAUAUGUAGACAAUUUGAGUUUGUACAAAGAAGACUACAACUAUAUUCUUCAGCCGUCAACGAAACUGUUUGAUUUUGAGGAUAUUUUUACCAGAACUAAUUCAUGCAAUAUCGUGGAUAAAAAUAAAAAUGGCUUCCAUUUGUUUGGCAAAAACUAAGUACAACGAAAAUAAAUAAAAUAAUCACACGUAAUUUAAUUUAAAACGACAAUAUAGAAAUACAAUGUAUCAAGUAUUAGAAGAUUAAUUUACAAGUAUAUUAGUUUAUUGAAAGGUCUAAAAGUUAUUUAGAGAAACAUAUAAUACAUACUUCAAAGAAUAGAAUUAAAUUUACAGUAUUCAACUAAAGUAAAUUGAUUAUUAUAUAAUAUUUAACGAUUGAUUUCGGUAUUUUAAAUAAAUAAAAUUAGUUCAUAAUUAUCUACUACAAAAAGACUGAAUCAAUAUCAAUACAGUAGUAAUAAUGUGAUAAUGGAAAAUAAUUAUAAAUAAUAUUUCAAAUUCAAUGAAAACGCCGAACGAUAUAAAUAUUAUAAUAACAAUGGUUUGAAAUGUUGAAAAUGACCUAGGGACUUUAAUAUUAUCUACAGAAAGUGCGGGUGGAUAUUCGGUUUUAUGCCAAUAAACGUCCAUCAAUAUUCCGGGGGCUUAACCAGUUCGCUGUAGCGUAAAAACGCCGAAACUGUGAUUAAAUGUUUCCAGACCAUUAAAUCCGGAGUAUUUGUAAAGUAAUUAGGCACUCAGGGACACCCCGAAGCAACUUACUACUGCCACCCUUCCAUGUUUCUCUUUUUUUUUUCAGUGGUUGAUUCAGUAACAAUUGUAUCUCGUUAUUAAACCACCCACUGUAAUGGAUUUAUACACAAAAUAAGCAAAUAAAAUAUACUACCACUAUAAAAACCAACACUUUAGCAAUCGUUCCACUGAGUUUCCAAGAAAAAAUCUUCCCUUUUCAUUAUGAAAGAUAAUUAUGUGGCCAAUUUAAAAAAAAUAAUCGGGAUAUUUUUGGUGAAAUACGAGAAGUCCUAAAUUAGUAAUAUUGUUCAUAAUAUUAACAAUUGCAUGUAAAAAAGAAUGUUGUUAUUUCGCAACGUCUAUUACUCUGUAUAUAAAUAUUUAUCCCAAGUGUUUGUUUUGCUAUAAAAUAAUUUCAUUUGCCAUUUUUACCUUUUAAUUUUUUUCAUAUUUAUUUAGAUUAAAUCUAUUUAUUCAUGCUUAAAUACUUCAGCUAGAAUAUUCAAUACUAACAAUGUAAACGAUUAUGUAAAUAAUAGUAAAUUAAUUACUUAUUCAUUUAAGUCUAAGGAAUAUACAAAUU